AUGGCCACACUUGAGGAAAAGACUAUCGAGACCGAGCGCUCACUGACCUACACAUACUAUGUCUCACCCAAGACCAACGACAAUUCCCUUCACCAGCUUUACCUGCCGUACCAGAUUAUCGUUCCAGACUGCCUCGGGAACGCGGGUACUUCCAAGCCUCGUGAUGUCUCCAAGUACAAAUGGUCUGGCCAAUGCGCUGACCUUCUGGAUAUCCUGAGGGCGGAGGACAUUGAGAAGGUCGUCGUCAUUGGUCACGACUGGGGAUGCAUCCUGGCCCAGCGGUUCUGCCAAUCGCCAUCCAAAAAUGAGAAAUUCGACCUCGUUAAGUUUAAUGCCCUGACCAAAGAGCGCUUUGGAUAUCCCCUCUUCCGGUAUUGGUAUUUCUUGACCUUUCCGGACGGCUACAAAGUCAUCGAUAGCAAACUUGAAAGAUUCUCGGCAGUGCUGCAUGGCGCCGACCCUGAUUGGAUGAAGACGAUGUUCGCCGGCAAGGAUGCAAUGGUAAAUUACAUGUCGGGCAACGAGCGGGUUGCGUUGAAGCCGUAUGCAGCCGACCCCAAAUGGAGGGACGACUUUAUGCAACGCUUCACCAAGGCCGGCUUCCAGGCCCCAACGAACUGGUACAAGGCACACCUGACCAAUGUCCAAUGGGAAGACGACCAGAGUAUUCCCAAGGAGAAUCAUGUUGUCAAUGUCCCUUUCUUUUUCGUCGGGUGCACGGGUGACACCGUUGGACGGACAGACCUGAUUAACAUCUUGAGGGAGGCGGGAUACUUGCCAGACUUCGAGAUGACCUAG
This is a messenger RNA of Fonsecaea erecta, 798 nucleotides long. RefSeq lists its product as hypothetical. Lineage: Eukaryota; Fungi; Ascomycota; Eurotiomycetes; Chaetothyriales; Herpotrichiellaceae. The record is from RefSeq and is a predicted model, not a curated record. Bases 1 to 798 code for a protein of 265 amino acids. The transcript is spliced from 3 exons. Gene Ontology annotation, molecular function: hydrolase activity.